Diatraea saccharalis (sugarcane borer) is the source of this 1335-nucleotide messenger RNA. The record is from the annotation of a GenBank genome assembly. NCBI's taxonomy places the organism in Eukaryota, Metazoa, Arthropoda, Insecta, Lepidoptera, Crambidae.
AUGUCAAAAUUGCAAUCGAAGUUGAAGAAUCUGCCUCCGCAGCCGGUGCUGAAGCCGUGCGAUGUGGAGUUCUCCAAGAGCUUCAAGAAUGUAGAAGAAGGAGUAAAGGUGAAACUAACAGUAUCAGAAGUGGAAGUGCACAUAGCGGCCACUACAGUACACACUGUCUUGGAUAUUGUCGAAGAAAUAACAACAGAACUGACAAUGCCAGAUGAAAAGGAACUAUUUAAUUUUGCGACUUAUCUUCUCAAAAUGGAAAAACAAGAUGAAGAUCUAUGGUCUCCUAAGAAGCUCACUCAUCCAUACGUAAUGUUAAACACGGAAGAUAGCUACGUACAGCCUCCUUAUCCUAGUGUGAAGCCCUCCGAAACGCUUUUAGUCACGAUACCAAGCAUCAAGAUAUUAUUGGAAAUAGAGCAUACCGAGAGAGUGCCAGUGUUAAUGAUGAAGCUAUCAAGCGAGCUAACGUUACACGAUUGGUCGCGGCAGUUACAUGGUAACGCAUCUCUAACGGCAGCCGCCAGUUGCUAUAAUGAGCGGCUUGAUGUUUGGGAACCACUGAUUGAGCCAGUAGUAAUCAAUGAGAAUACCCAACGCCCGUGGGAGUUAACUGCUACUAUCUUCCAGGCGAAAGCUUAUCCGAUGUCAUCCCGACUUGAUACUUCAUCGCAACCGGAUACUGAAGACUUGUCAUACUCUGACCAUUCGAAAAAGGCCAAAAAGAAAAACGAAUUUGAAUCCGAAACCUCCGCAGAUGAGUGUGAUACUGAUAAUGAGAUGACGUUCAUAAGGAAUCCAAAUGGUAGAGAGAACAAACAUUACAGCGUAGACUUCGGUGCUGGGAAUAUGCCUCUACUUGGAGCACUGGAUAUUGAUGAAUCUGACUCGGAGAAUGAGAACGGUCUAAUGGAUAAGUUAGCGACGGCUUUUGGCCAUAUAUUUAAUGACGAUUCAAGUGGUGAUGAAGCAAGCAACGACGAAAACUCAUCUGCACCAGAGCAAACUGAGGCAGAAGUUAGUGACAAUGAGGAAAACGAUAAAGCGGUGUCCUUCACAGACGGCGCUCACAAGAGCAAGAAGGAGGUCGAGCAUAAAACAGUUACUUUACAGGAACCAGUUCGUGAAGACAGCGUAGAUUCAGGUUUGGAGACAGAAAGUUUUCAAGAACGUCUAUGUACCUAUAUGAUCCUGGAAGCGAGACACGCGCUCAACAUUACGAUAACACCAGCUGGAGCUCGAGCGCUGCUAGCGCUGUCGACUGCUUGCACUGACAGAACUAUAGAAGCAACAACAAUGCUGGAAGUCAAAUCAAUAGAAACUGCUAAUUAUUUUUAA